Bufo bufo (common toad) is the source of this 1180-nucleotide messenger RNA. It is a transcript of the gene GPR17, whose product is annotated as G protein-coupled receptor 17. Gene Ontology annotation, cellular component: membrane. Bases 74 to 1180 code for a protein of 368 amino acids. The transcript has 3 exons. Lineage: Eukaryota; Metazoa; Chordata; Amphibia; Anura; Bufonidae. Gene Ontology annotation, molecular function: G protein-coupled receptor activity. The record is from RefSeq and is a predicted model, not a curated record. Gene Ontology annotation, biological process: phospholipase C-activating G protein-coupled receptor signaling pathway; positive regulation of Rho protein signal transduction.
GAGCAGACCAUUAAGAGGGACAGACAGAGCAGGAGACUGAUGAGGCUAGUCGCUCUGAAGAAUCUUGGUGACAAUGACUAAUUCCGAGGACAACGUUUUUGAUAACUCCUCCAGCCUGGCAUGGGUGGAUCCGUGUAUUCAUGAAACUUGGCUAGAAAAUGCUCUGCUGUCUGUAUGCUACCUGCUCGGCCUAUUUGUUGGAGGUCUGGGAAACGUCAUUGCUCUGUCACUAUUUGUACGCGACCGCCAGCCUAAGUCACCCUCUGACAUCUUUCUCCUUCACCUGGCCUUAUCAGAUCUCUUCCUGCUCCUCAGCUUACCUACUCGGCUCUUCUACCACCUGUCAGGAAAUAGCUGGCCGUUUGGCUCAUUGGCAUGCAGGCUGUCUGGUUUUGUUUUUUACCUCAAUAUGUAUGCCAGUCUUUACUUCUUGGCUGGCAUAAGCAUUGAUAGGUAUCUAGCUAUUGUGCAUCCCCUCAACUCUGUCAAGUUCCGAAAACCAUUACAUGCUCAUUUGACUUGUGGCUUUUUGUGGGCUAUUGUUGCAUUUGCUACUGCACCAUUACUGUUAGGUCGAGGGGCAGCAAUGGAGGAAACGGUUUGUCGACUUCUAUAUCGUGAAACGCCAUCUUUGAGGGCACUGUCAUCACUCAGUACAGCAUUUGCAAUCCCCUUCUUGGCCACAGUCACUUGCUAUGGUCUUAUAUUGAGACGACUCCAGAAAGGAGGUGACAGGAAACCCAAGGAGCGUGCUGUAAAGAUGGUGCUCCUGGUCCUUACCAUAUUCCUGAUCUGCUUUGUUCCAUACCAUCUAAGUCGAGCACUUUACCAUGUCCUGAUGCCAGGUGGCGAAAGUGCUGCUGUGCUAUCUCCUUGUCACUUAAGGCAAGGGUUAGCUUUAGCAAACCGUUUUACCUCUUGCCUCAGCACCCUUAAUGCUGCCCUAGACCCGCUGGUCUAUUUCUUUGCUGUCAAGAAAUUCCGUCAAAUUCUUCUUCGCCUGCCAUGUAAACAGGAUGGAACAGACAAUGUGAAAAAUCGGGAGGAAGGCAGAACAGAGGACAGUUCUCUCAGUGCCAAGACAGAUGUGCUGCUCCUUGACAGAAAUGAAGAGCUGUGUAAACUUUUUUGUUACCAUCAACCAUUCCUCUUUGUACAAUCUGAGCAAAGUUUUAUGUGA